Messenger RNA from Cucurbita pepo subsp. pepo (vegetable marrow), 505 nucleotides. The record is from RefSeq and is a predicted model, not a curated record. NCBI's taxonomy places the organism in Eukaryota, Viridiplantae, Streptophyta, Magnoliopsida, Cucurbitales, Cucurbitaceae.
AUGGUUGCAAGACUGUCAAGUCAUCACCAUAGAUUUUCUCGUGUAUGCAGUAGCCGUAACCCGGAGGUUCUAUGGGCUCAGCGUUCUGAUAAGCUUUAUCUCACUGUUGCUUUACCUGAUGCCAAAGAUAUUUCUGUCAAGUGUGAACCUCACGGGGUUUUCAGCUUCUCAGCGAAGGGGCUGCACGGCGCAUCUUUUGACUUCACUUUGGAACUCUUCGGGUCCAUAGUGCCUCAGGGCUGUAAAACUAAGGUUGGUUUGAGGAACAUCAUUUUCUCUGUACAAAAAGAACAAAAAGGGUGGUGGAAAAGACUGCUGAAAACAGAAGAAAAACCUGCUCCAUACUUGAAGGUUGAUUGGAGCAAAUGGUGUGAUGAGGAUGAGUCAGACUGUAAGUUCUUACAUAUAUCACAUAUGCUUUACUUAGGCAUGUAGAUGGAAUAUACAAAAAGGAGGAAACCCCAAUUCUAAACCAAGUUAGAUAAGAGCUUGUGAAAGGAGAAAA